This is a messenger RNA of Nicotiana tabacum (common tobacco), 1203 nucleotides long. Its product is annotated as photosystem I assembly factor PSA3, chloroplastic-like. NCBI's taxonomy places the organism in Eukaryota, Viridiplantae, Streptophyta, Magnoliopsida, Solanales, Solanaceae. Gene Ontology annotation, biological process: photosystem I assembly. The record is from RefSeq and is a predicted model, not a curated record.
UAAAUGGGAAGGCCAAUAUCAAAACAAAGAUUGAACGUCCACCUCCACCACAUGUAACACACCAGAGAAAUGGUGGUUGUUUCCUCUCUUCAAACGAACCUCGAUUUUUCUUCGAGUUCCUCCCUCUUCUUCAAACCCAUCUCUCCUUCUCUUCUUUACUUUCGACGCUUCUAUAGAUUUCCCUGCUCAAGGAAUAAUAAAGCAGCUUACAACUCCUCCAAUGGCAGCGCCGUCUUGGUCGUCAAGGCUUAUAUGGACGAGACAACAAAUCCUGUUUCCAGUUUCGUUAAUAAGGUCGUUGGUUCACUCCCUGUUGUUGGUCUCAUAGCCAGAAUUGUGAAUGAGGAAGGCGGUGUUGGUGGCGAUAUCAUUGAUUUUGCUGAGUUCAGGAGACGGGUCGGUAACAAGUGUUCUAUUACUGAUUCCAGAGCUUUUUAUGAAUUUCGAGAUCGACGUGGCAAGACAGGGGAUCCUCUGUAUGUGCUACUAUGCUGUUGGUUAGCUGCAGUGGGAGCUGGUUUACUCAAAUCUGAGGAGAUUUUGGAGGGUGUAGCAAGGCUUAGUUUAGCAAAUGAUAUUGAAUUUGAAGAGCAAAACUUCAUCGCAUUGAUGAAUGAAGCAAGAGAGAAGCGGGCAAAAUUGGGAGCUCCUACCCCUAAAAUCCCCAUGGAAAUUCGAGCUGAGAAAGCUCUGGAAGCUAUAUAUGUAUGUUGCUUUGGAAGGGAUCUGAUUGAAGAAGAAGAUGAAAAACUACUUAGUACCAUGCUUAGUGCUGUCUUUCCUACAGUCGGGCAGCAAAAGGUAGAAAGCAUUGUCAAAGAGAAGGCAAAGAGAGUAGCCGAUGGAACUGAAGAAAUCAAAUAUACAGAGCCCAAGCAAUUAUCAAAAGAAGCAGUUCAGCUGCAAAUGAAAGACCUUGAAUUUCUUAAGCAAAACAGUCUGAAUCAGUGAGGCAUGAAACUUGUUAUCAUCUCAAAGUAAAUUUAGGUACUGGUGCUAGCAUCAAGAGGAAGAUUAUCCCACAUAUUUUCAGUAUACGAAAUCACAUGAAUGAUGCAUCUUCUUCACACAAUGCUGUUAACUAAUUUAACUGUGCAUGUUUAUGCUCCCUGCUCUCUUUCUUUUGUGAUCAGUUUACCUUUUCUACUUUCAAUAUAUACAGUAGCUCCAAUUUUGUAUACAUGAAUGAUCUAUUACUUGCUA